AUGUCAAGCUAUGCCUCACCAGUGACCGACGGGGCACCCGUAUCAUUCGCUGGUGAUCGAGUCGCGGUAUCACCACCAGGAUCAGUGUCAGGCUCGCCGAUGUCAAAUGUCGCCGUGGGCGCAAUUGGCGAUGCAGCACCUGUUCCUGGUGUCCCCCUACCCGAGCUGGGCCAUCCAAGCUCUCAUCUCUGUCACGAUGUCAACAGUGCUCAUAUGGAGCUCAUGAUCCGGUUCAAAUUCUCUGAUCACGCACCAGAACUCAACGAGGAGCUACACGACUUUGCCUCGAAACUCUUAUUCAGAUGCGCUCUUCAAGCUCCGUACUUGAUGCACCAGAUGCUGGCGGUGUGCGCGCGAAGGUUGGUUGCGCUUUUCCCCGACAGGUCCGACUUCUUCUCGGAGCACGCGAUGCAUCUUCAAACAAGGGCCAUCUCGAUUUACAACGAGACUGCAGCCAAGGCUCAGAUUGACCAGAACAACUGCUCCGCCCUCCUCCUCUACUGUUCUUUGCUCAGCCGACAUUUACUCGCCGAUCUGCUCGCUAAGCGCGAUACGAAUCUGGAUGGGUUUCUUGACCGCUAUCUUCAGUUUCUUUCAAUCUCUGGUGGUUUGAAAGGCGUGUCGAUCAGUGCAUGGGAGCUUCUACUCGAAUCUGAUAUCAAGCACCUUGUUCUUUGGGCGAUUAGCAUUUCCCAGUCAUUGCCACUGGGGAAUCAUUGCGACUAUCUUCGACAUCUCAUUUCUGAGUCACUUAGUCUCGACGCUCAGUCGAAAGAGGCCUGUCUCAAAGCUGCGGCUUAUCUGCAAGUUGGGUUUGACAGGAUUCUGGGCAAUGACGUGCGCAAUGAACGCUAUCUAAUGAUCUUCAUGUGGCAAGUACCUUCCUAUCUUGAACCAUAA
Molecule: messenger RNA, 900 nt
Organism: Podospora bellae-mahoneyi
Lineage: Eukaryota; Fungi; Ascomycota; Sordariomycetes; Sordariales; Podosporaceae
Exons: 2
Coding region: 1-900 (299 amino acids)
Biological process (GO): regulation of transcription by RNA polymerase II
Molecular function (GO): DNA-binding transcription activator activity, RNA polymerase II-specific
Source: RefSeq, a predicted model, not a curated record